Spodoptera exigua (beet armyworm) is the source of this 1523-nucleotide messenger RNA. Lineage: Eukaryota; Metazoa; Arthropoda; Insecta; Lepidoptera; Noctuidae. The record is from the annotation of a GenBank genome assembly.
CCGAUCGAAUCGGGCCGCUAGUUCGUUCAGUUACGUUUCCGACCCACGAGCAGCUGGUGCGCUGUGCUGCGGGCCCCCAGUUGCCACUCGUUUUACUUGAACCGCUUCAUUAUUAUUGUAUGACAUAUCCCUUGUAAUACAAUGACGUUGAACUAUUGUAGCAAAGUAUUUUUAGACAAAUAAGUGAGGCUGUGAUCAGUGUUGUGUACAAAGAACAAGCGACUUGCGAUCGUUAAAUAUUUGUUACCGGAGUUGCUGGAGAAGUAACAGUUAGGUUUAAAAGACAACGAAAGUAAAGAAACACAUCCAAAAUGGCGGUGUUUGGUUUGGUAUCGUCGGUGGCGGGCUUCGUGAAGGUCCGCUACCUCAUCGACAAGGCUGUCAUCGACAACAUGGUGUUCAGGAUGCACUAUCGCAUCACAUCAGCAAUAUUGUUCCUUUGCUGUAUUCUUGUCACCGCUAAUAACCUUAUUGGCGAACCGAUCUCAUGUAUCAACGAUGGAGCUGUUCCUGGCCACGUCCUCAACACUUAUUGCUGGAUUACGUACACGUUCACUCUACCAAAUUCACCAGCCCGAGGCAUCGUACAUCCAGGCCUUGGAAAUGACUACGAAGAAGAAAAACGCAUCCACGCUUACUACCAAUGGGUGCCUUUCAUGCUGUUCUUCCAAGGUCUGCUUUUCUACGUGCCUCACUGGAUUUGGAAGAACUGGGAAGAGGGCAAAAUCCGCAUGAUCUCUGACGGUAUGCGAGGAACCGCUGCCAGCAUUGCUGACGACAAAAACAAUCGUUUGAAUCGGCUCGUCCAGUAUUUGGUGGAUACUAAACACAUGCACAACACUUAUUCCUUCGGUUACUUCUUCUGUGAGAUCCUGAACUUCAUCAACGUGGUCGGAAACAUUUUCUUCUUGGACACAUUCCUCGGUGGUGCUUUCUUGACGUACGGUACCGAUGUAGUGAAAUUCUCUAACAUGAACCAGGAACAACGAACUGACCCUAUGAUCGAAGUCUUCCCAAGACUGACUAAGUGUACAUUCCACAAAUUCGGAGCUUCUGGUACGAUCCAGAAACACGACGCUCUCUGUGUGCUAGCCUUGAACAUUCUCAAUGAGAAGAUUUUCAUCUUCCUGUGGUUCUGGUUCAUCAUCUUAUCAGUAGUAAGCGGAUUGGCUUUGAUGUACUCAGCAGCAGUGAUCCUAUUGCCAAGCACUCGCGAGACGAUCCUAAAGAGACGUUUCCGUUUCGGAACACCAGCUGGAGUCGAAUCACUCGUUAGAAAAACUCAGGUGGGUGACUUCCUACUCUUGCACCUGCUUGGACAGAAUAUGUCACUGCGCGUGUUCGGUGAAGUGCUAGACGAACUGUCACGAAGGCUGCACAUGAACUCCAACGCACCAUCAGCCCCCUCCACUCUCGAGAUGGCCCCCAUCUACCCGAACAUUGACAAGUACGCCAAGGAAACAGAGACGUAAGUUUUGAGACUGAGCAAGCAAUACACAAAACACUACCAGAAUCGUCCAGUU